AUGGGGAAGGUUGGUAAACAGACCAGCCAGAAAAGAUGCAAGAAAAAAGUUGCAGCUGCAAAAAGGAAGGCUCCAUGGAACAAGGGUCGCCGACAGACAGUGGCAGACUCGCAAAAUAUUUUUCUGCAAAAGGAAGAUCUGCCGCUGUUUUGGGCAGUGAUGCUGCUCUUCUGUGGUCCUGUCUACUUGGCAGUGGUUUGGCUCUGCAUGAUAAGUCAGAGACGCAUCUCUGAGGUCUUGCGCAUUCGGGGGAAGGACUUCUUCUUGUUUGGAGGGCCGCAAUGUGACACAGCUCAUGUUCUGUUCCAAGCAAGAAGCUGUGACAAGAUGCAUCCAGGCAUGGGAAAGCUGAGGGGCGGAGUUGCUGUAUCCAGACUUUCACGAACUGCACAGGACACCAUAACUACGUUCCUGAGUGCUGGACUGUCAACUGAGCGUUGGUCGAUCUUGGAGAGCUACCGUGCCUCGCAUCCAGAGUUGUUUGCUAAUGUGCAUACUACAGCACCUGGGAAGUUCCAGCCAAAGGGAUUGGAGGAGGAUGCUCUGUGGUUCCCGUCACCCAGAUCUUCAUCGAAAUGCCCCUGGUUAAGUCGGCAAUCUGUUUGGACUGCUAUAGACCGAUCAAGGAAAAUCAUGUUCCAGCUGACCAAGAAAAGGUGCUUCAACCCUGAGCUGGCCUUUCGAAGUAGCCACAUUACAGUGCAUGGUGCCACUAGACACACUGCGGCAGCACUGCUGCUGUGUAAAACAGACACUGGUGCCCCUGGACCGUCAGAACCCGCCAUCAUGGCUUUACAAGCUCGAACUGAUGUGAAGACCUUUCAGAAGCACUAUGUUCACAGCCAAGAAAGGGACUUGGUGGCUGCAGUGGAGCACAAUGCCAUCCCGCUUUUACCUACUCCGACCCCAACAAGAGCACCCGAGCAGGACACUGAGGCAGCUCCCAAGGAGAAGCCGAACCCAACAUCAGCACCCGAGCAGGACACCGAGCCAGCUCCCAAGGAGAAGCGGAACCCAACAGCAGCACCAAAGCAGGACACCGAGGCAGCUGCCAAGGAGAAGCCAAAGCAAUCUCGAAAUGCCUGGCGGCACAAGAAGAGACGGGAAGGGCUGCAGAAGUUCAAAGCACUUGGUGACAAAAGUCUCUGA
Molecule: messenger RNA, 1149 nt
Organism: Symbiodinium sp. CCMP2592
Lineage: Eukaryota; Dinophyceae; Suessiales; Symbiodiniaceae
Source: the annotation of a GenBank genome assembly